AUGUGCAGGCUUCUGUACUUGCUGCUUGGCUCGGCCGUAUGGGCGGCGUCGGGCUCCCACGCGGCACUGAUCGCCCGUCAAGGUGGCCAAGCACCGACCGUCAAGGUCAAGAACGGCAGCUAUUAUGGCGUCUACCAACCGACAUAUGAUCAAGAUCUGUUCCUGGGCAUGCCGUUCGCCCAGCCGCCCCUGGGGAACCUCCGCUUCAACCUGCCCCAGUCUCUCAACACGACGUGGACAACCGCCAGAAACGCCACGCAGUAUGGCUACGAGUGCUACGGUUACGGCAGCGACCAAUGGGUUCUGGGUAACGUGGUGAGCGAGGAUUGUUUGACGCUGAAUGUCGUCCGCCCGAGCGGCGUCGCGCCGGACGCGAAGCUACCGGUCGGCGUAUGGAUUCAUGGCGGUGGCUUCACCGAAGGCGGCAGCCGAGACCCUCGAUACAACUUGAGCUUCAUUGUGCAGCAGUCGGUCGAGAUGAACCAGCCCAUCAUCGGGGUGAGCUUGAACUACCGUCUCCAGGCAUUCGGGUUCAUAUACGGCACCGAAGUGAUGAAGGCUGGAGUCACCAAUUUGGGGUUCCGCGACCAACGUCUGGCGUUGCAUUGGAUCCAAGAGAACAUUGCGCCUUUUGGCGGAGAUCCGACCAAGGUCACCAUUUGGGGCGAGAGUGCGGGCGGCAACUCUAUAGGCACACAACUCAUUGCAUAUGGUGGUCGAGACGACAAGCUCUUCCGAGGGGGCAUCAUGGAAAGUGGAGGACCGCUUCCGUUUGAUCCACUGACCAAUGCGUCCUCUUGGGACAAGUACUACAACAGCAUCACCAAGGCGGCGAACUGCAGCUCCGCACAAGACACGCUUGGGUGUUUGCGCAAGGUCCCGAUCAAGGAGCUCAACAGCGUGCUGAACAGCAGUGCUACGGCAACCGUCCCUGGCUGGGGCGCUCAGAUCGACGACGACUUCAUCACCGGCUCUGCCGCGAAACAACUCGUGGCGGGCAAGUUUGUCCGAGUGCCCAUACUGCACGGCACGAAUUUCGACGAAGGCACCGCGUUCGGCGCAAAGGGGGUCAACACGACGGCGCAGUUCCUGGCCGCCGUACAACGCACCGGUCCCAACGCCACCGUCGCCGAGGCUUUUGCGCUGUUGUACCCGGACAUCCCGGCCAUUGGGAUCCCCGCGACCCUGCAGGGCCGUCCGUCGGGGAACUACUCGUUCCUGGGCGCGCAGUACAAGCGCGCCAGCGCCUACGGGGGGGACAUCCUCAUGCAGGCGCCCCGGCGCGCGACCUCGCAGGCCUGGGCGGCCCGCAACGUCAGCAGCUGGAGCUACCACUUCAACGUGGUCCCGAACGGCGUGCCGCCCCAGACCGGCGCCACCCACUUCCAGGAAGUGGCCUUUGUGUUCCGCAAUCUCCUCGGCGAGGGGUACAACAACUCGGUGGCGGUUGACCCGUUCGCGGGGAAGCCGCCGUCGUACGACGCCCUGGCCACGGCGAUGAGUCGGAUGUGGGCGAAUUUCAUCGCGUCGGGGGAUCCAAACGGUCCGGCAUCCUCGUCAUCCAUCCACUGGCCGGCCUACACGCUGGCUCAACCGAAAAACAUCGUGUUUGACACCAACGCCACGGACCUGAUGUACGUCGAGGACGACCUCUACCGCGCCGAGGGGAUUCAGUACAUGAUUGAUUUGUUUCCGACGGCUUAUGGCCGAUGA
Molecule: messenger RNA, 1713 nt
Organism: Fonsecaea pedrosoi CBS 271.37
Lineage: Eukaryota; Fungi; Ascomycota; Eurotiomycetes; Chaetothyriales; Herpotrichiellaceae
Exons: 5
Coding region: 1-1713 (570 amino acids)
Molecular function (GO): carboxylic ester hydrolase activity
Source: RefSeq, a predicted model, not a curated record